UAUGAAUGUGUGCGUGUGCCGCCAUCGAAAGAAACGGCGUUGACGAAUUUUAAGAAAACAAAGUUGGUCAUCUCUUGUUACAGCGUGAAAAUCCACGGUAAAAUGGGAAUGUUUUACAUUUUUUAAAUAUACUCACUAUACGUACAAAGUUGGGAAAAUAUAAAAGUGGUAAAAAUGUGUUAUUAUUGUUUGUGUAUAUAUUUUUUUCAUGCUCUUUAGCUUUCUUAAGGUUUGAGAGCAGAAGCAUGUUAUUUGCAUCAAUCAUCUGAGCGGCCAGAAACCGACGAAUCCGGUGUAAGCAGAAAAGGAAAAGCCAAACCGAGCACUCAUGCUGAUAUUGUCCAGGUCGAUGGGUAUCACCGGCAUUAGGGACGAUCUUCGAUCAAACAUCUGGCGUAAAGAUCGUCUCUAUAAAAUUUUGCGGAGAACACACCGUGCCUGGCCGCAGAAUACACAGCACUGCCGGUCGGUGGAGUACAUGUGAACAAAUACGACCAAUCGGGACGUUGAUGUUAUUUUUUAUAGAGGCUUUGAAUCUUGGUUUAUAAAAAUCUCAAGGUGCAACAUUUUAAAGUUCGAUCGACUUAUAUAUCUGAUACGGCGUUCGGUUGAUGUUAACAUUAGUCGGUUGAUAAGCAACUUACGUAGUUGUUUGAUUCAGUAAGAUAUUUGUUUGUAACUUUGAACUGAAUUAGCUAUAGCUUUUUGGUAGCUCAAGUGCCACAAUGUCGGGUAAAAGAAUGCGUGAAACAGAACAAAUGUACCAAAUAGUGAAAGCUAAUAUAGGAGUAGAAUUGUUUGUGGAAAGUUCUACUUUUAGACCAAACAAUGUUCAAGCAGCAGCAACGGAUGUAGGUGAGUACAACAUGAAAAAUACGGAAACAUAUUUCAAUGCAAUAUUAAUACACAUCUGUCGCAUUUCAGAUCCUACACAAAUUGGCAACUAUUUUUGUUUGCUUGAUGAAAAUAGGAUGGAAGAAGGACAUCUUAAUGAUGAUCGGCUGAAUAUCGAUGAUUCCGACAACAUCGAGAGCGAUGAUAACAAUUACGAUGACGAUAAUGAAGUAGAUACAUCAUACAGCAUACAGGAGCUCCCGAAUGAAAAUGAGCCAUUUGACGAGGUUAUCCGAAAUUGGGCAUUACGUACAUACCAAUCGCACCAAGCGUUGAACAGCUUAUUAGCAAUUUUACGUUCUAGAACAAGCGAUAAGCUUCCCAAGGAUUCGCGUACAUUGCUGAGAACAAGGCAAAGUGAAAAAGAGAUAGUAGCAAUACCAGGAGGAGAAUUGUGGUAUCCGGGAGUACGAUCGGUUUUGCACCAACAUUUUGGCAAUGCACAACCAAGAGUGAGUUCGUUCUCAUUGAACUUCUUCGUCGAUGGACUUCCUCUGAACAAGAACACACGAAAACAAUUUUGGCCAAUAUUGAUGAGUAUUCAAGAAAUGCCUGAAGUUUCAGUAUUUAUGGUUGGAAAUUUUUAUGGAGCAUCCAAGCCAAAGAGUACAGAGGUAUUUCUUCGGCCACUUGUAAACGAGCUGAACGAGUUGAUGCAGCAUGGUAUUGCGAUAGCCAAUAAGCUUAUCACAGUACGUGUUAGAGCUUUCAUCGCAGACUCUCCUGCACGGGCAUUCAUAAAAGGUGUAGCAUUUCAUAAUAACCCACAUGGAUGCCAAAAAUGUACUGUGGUAGGACAACAUCAUAACGGUACUGAUGUUGUGUAUUUUCCGAGGGUCGAUGCACCUGCAAGAACGGAUGCGGAUUUCCGGGCAUUAAAAUAUGAAGACCAUCAUAGGGAAAAUACACCUCUUGUAGAUCUGCCGUACUUUGACAUCAUUAAAGAUGUCAUUUCAUCGGAUUGCCGGCAUCAGAUAGACUACGGAGUAACCCGAACUUUUGUCAACGGUUUAAAAGCGGGCAAACUAGGAAGACAUCGCAAAUGGUCUGUAGACACAGUAAAUAGAGUUAACGGUUUACUUAAAAAUGUUGAAAUUCCUGCGGAAUUUCACCGCAAGUUUCGAGACAUUGAUGACACUGACUUGUGGCAUGCAAGUGAAUUUAAUAUGUUUUUGCAUUAUGCAAGCUUCGUAGUUUUGAAAUUUAUACUAACAGAAUUGGAGUAUAAGCAUUUUAUGCUGUAUUACUGUUCGAUUAAGCUGUUCUCAAGCAAUGUUUAUCGAGAAUAUUGGCCUGAAGCAGAUCGAAUGCUAAAACAGUUUAUAGUUGAGUACGGCACACUGUAUGGUGUUGAACAUUUAAACAGUAAUAUGCAUAGUUUAGUGCAUAUCUAUGAUGAUGUUUGUAGAUUUGGACCUCUUGAAUCGUUUUCUUCAUAUUUUUUUGAAGGUAAAUUGCAGCAUAUCAAAAAGUCGCUUCGAAACGGUCAUAAGGUUUUGGUGCAAGCUGCCAACAGGAUAUCAGAGCAAACCACACAAUCAUCUAAUUGUAAACAUUUUGCAUUCCCCUACUUAGAAUCCACUCAUAGUGGAGUAACAUUGCACGUUGAUUCUAAUAUUAGUCUCUUUUCAGGGACGGAAGAUAAUUGGUUUUUAACUAAAGAUUUUUACAUUGUCCAAUAUAGUGGAGCACAAAAAGAUGGAUUGACCAUAAACAUUUAUGGAAAAACAUUUAACAAAAUAACAGAAUCUCACACCUUUUAUUAUUCGCACAUGAUGAAAGAUAUAUAUGAGGCAGACAUAUGCGAUCUUUCUCAAGAAGUGAUGAUAUUUCUGACCACAGAUAUUAAGUGUAAAUUAGUAGCUAUUAAAACUAACAAAACUAGUUAUGUUUUUGUACCGUUUAUACAUACAUUAACUGAAUAACUCUUCGUGAGGUAGUCAAGUAAUGAUACUAAAUGGUAAAUUAUAACCUAACAACUUACUGUCGCUGAUGGAAAUUAUGUCCGUUUACAGCCCACAUUCUACGCUUCAAACCAUGUAUCUAGCUUAGGAGGAACGGAUUUAGAUAGGGAUUAGAAGAGUAACAGCAAGAGAACGGUUUCCUCCAUUCGUAUUACAACCGUAUAGAGAGGAAAAAUCAGGAGAUUUAGCUCUCGCAUCUCGAGAUGGAACUUAAGCUUCUUUUUGUGUCUCGUUUGCUAAUGCAAGCACACGCAAAGAACAGCAACGAUAAAUUACAGUAAGUUAUAUGAAUAAACUAAAAAUAUAUAUAAUUGUAGUAUAUAGGAGGCUAAGGAAUUACAUGAAAUAUAACUGCGAUCAAUUUAGGUAAUUAAAGUAAGGGAUGAAAGCCACAAAAUAUUGUUAAAGGUAAGAAGGCUAAAUUCCUGAGGUUCAAACUUGGCUGAUGCUGUUUUUAAUAAGUAACAAACCGAACUGUAAAAAACCAAUUUGAAUAAGAAAAUUAAAUCCCCAGAAAACUAGUUGGUAUUAAU
This is a messenger RNA of Anopheles funestus (African malaria mosquito), 3391 nucleotides long. RefSeq lists its product as uncharacterized. Bases 726 to 2819 code for a protein of 697 amino acids. NCBI's taxonomy places the organism in Eukaryota, Metazoa, Arthropoda, Insecta, Diptera, Culicidae. The record is from RefSeq and is a predicted model, not a curated record. The transcript is spliced from 4 exons.